GUGCAUCGCCAUGAUGGAUCGAGGUAUCUGGAAACAAAACAGCGGCGGGUUGGUUCGUAUAAAGCGCCCGAUGGAGUGCCGUUUUACCGACAGAUGCCGCUGAAGGACCGCGAGAGGACGGCGGGUCGAAGAAGCGUUGCCAGGGAAGUUCUGCAGGAACGUGUCGUUUCAAUAAUUUCUGGACGUUUAUGCGCGAUGGACAUCAGAGAUAGCGAUAUCACCCGAAAGCUAGCCUACCGUAAUGCCCAACCUGGCAACACGGGAUCGAAUCACGCUCCUGUUUUUACGUCGCCAUGGCAACACGACCUGCGCGCUUCAGAUUUACUAACUUACUUCAGUAACUUUCUACGAGUUUUCCCAAUGAACCAUGGGCAACAUGUACCGAGGAUUCAAUAAAACAGAUAAGAUUUCUGCUGCACCCUCCAUACCAACAAAAUACCAAAGAGUGGUGAUAACAAAUCAAGACAAGAAGGGGUUUUCAUGUCAAGCUAAGCGAUUUCCUUCUCAAUUCUGUCUGAAUGACAAUCCAGGACCGGGAAGCUAUGGUUGUAUUUCCAGUGCUGAAGUUAAAAGUCCCUCUUUCUCAAAGAAAGGCACCACCGGCUUUGUUGCAUCGAAGGCUGCUAGGAGUUACAGUGACCCACAGAGAGCCACCCCAGGACCAAAUGUAUACAACAUACAAAGCUCAUUUAUAAACAAGCAUGACUUCAACACUGGAGUCUCCAGGGUGUUCAGGCUGCCUGUGGCUGUGCAGCUGGACGGUCCCAAGCAUAAAACUCCAGCUCCAAAUCAAUAUGAUGUCAGCUGUGUUAGCAGAGAGAGAAUCUCAGCAGUGGUUGGUACAUCAGCUUUCCUUUCAAAAACUGGACGUGACUCAUUUUGCCCAAACAAAAACGUCCCGUCACCAUGCCACUAUGAUGUGAACAGCCACUUAAUCCAGCACAGCUCCAAGACAGUCAUGUCCCCCUUCAGAUCAAAAACUCAGAGAAUUCCUGCUCCAGUGAACAACCAUGUGCCUGGUCCAGGGGCCUACAGUCCCCAUCAGGCCCCAGCACCGGUGAAGAGGACCAUCCUACCGAGGGGUUACUAUUUGGCAAUAUCAGCACCUCCUCUGAUUGUUCCUAAGGAUCCACCCUUGCCAGGCCCCGGACAGUAUGAUAUAGGGAGUUAUGACGGUGCGUCCAAGCAUCCCAUGCCCACUGCUGCUUUUGCAUCCAGAACUGAAAGAUUACCCCAAUGCUCACGGGCCGAAAUGAGACCAGGUCCAGGUUUCUAUGAUCCUCAGAUUUUGUCAAAGCAGUCCUUCUUUUACAACGACUCCAGAGUGUGGAUUCCUGUGUGAGACUCUCAAGGGAAAAACUGCAAAAACUAAAUUCUCCACACACACACAAACUGAUUAUCCCUGUCAAAAUACCUCUAUGCAAGGUAUGUGUCUCCAUGUUUAAAUGUACAUGAGUUCAUGAGCUCUGAUGUUUGUUUUUUUUAGGUCAGUAUUUGCGAAGAAGGAAGGAUGAAAAUUAAAUGUUUGCAACCAUUUAGUCCCUAUUUCCAUAUCUUAAGUAGGCCAAUGAGAUGUAAGACUGGUGAGAUAUUUUUGAAGAUGAUUCAUAUUCAGUGUUUAUCCAAAGCAGUGAUGUAAGGGAACAACAAAACACUCGAAAAGCCAUACGUUUCAUCCUCACCCUAGUUUCCUGAUGCUCUAAUCUGGAGAUGAUAAAGCAGUUAAGUGUUGCUGCAGUUCCCGACAGCUGCUGGUCCAGUCGGUGGUACGCCACAGCAACAGCUGAGAGCUUGAGAUGACACCACUGUGCCAACUGCUGGAGGGCAGGCAGAGGGGUGGAGUGUGACUCUCUAUGUGAGCAAUGUGACUGACUGGGCAUGAGGCAGGGCUGGUGUUUAACCCAAACGACAAAUGGAAACAUCAGUCACUCCCUGUAUCAGAUGUUAUAUUGUUAGUACAGUGGCUUUUGCACUUUAUUGACCCCACGUCUGUGUUGUUUUGAAGCACAAGUUCAACUUUUUGGGUUCUUUCUGGCAAAGAGUUAGAUGAGAAUAUUGAUUAACACAAAAGAGAUUUUAAUAAAUGUGUAAGGGCUCUCUCAUAGUGAGGAUGAUCACCUAAAUCUGCAGCUACGCUCAGCACUACGAUUUUUAGCAUUGAGCUCGUUACCCAGCUCGCAAAUCUGUUCUUAUGGUUCACCCUCGCUGCUCUCACAGCAUCGUUUUCAGAAAAAAGGGCUCUAAACACCCACUGUACACUACCUGCCCAACACCAAACAGCUGACACACACACAGUUAGAGACUAGCUGGUGAGCAUAAUGGAGCAGCUAAAAAGACAGAUAUUUCCCUCGGGCGUUGGUAGAGCUAAAACUGAGAAGUAUUGGACUAACAUUCACCAGGAGGCCAGAAACUCGACUCCAAAUGAAUGAUUAUGUCAAUCAAUAACUGCUGGAUGUUUAAAUAAUUUAACUAUUUGCUAACAAAUUCAUAUCAACUUAAAGAUUAUGAUAUGUAAAUGUAUUCAUGACUUGUUUCUACUGCCCCCAGGUUAGACAAAAAAAGUGCAAUCCUUUAGGUUUUCUUGAAAUCAAAGCUAUUUUAGAUACUUUUUAUAGCCAGCAUUUAUUCAAAGGUUUCAAUUCAAUGUAUAUGUAUACGUUCUAAUUAGUUCUCUAUAUAGCAGUUUUCACUGUUGGUAGCAUACUGUCCUGCUCCUAAGUGGAGUUUAAAAUGCCUUCAUAUACAAGAAACAAUGAUGCAUGUCAUUUUAUCUCACUGACAUUCUCAUUGCCUUAAAAGAUAUAACCUGUUGAUUGGAGUUGCUGAUAACACCCAGGCUAGCUGUUUCAGUUCUAUAUGCUAGGCUAUGCUAACAUCGUGCUAGCUUUAGCUUCGUAUUUACCACACAGAUAUGAGAGUUUUAUGAGUCUUCUUUUCUUGAAUAAACAAAUCUCCCAACAUGUUGAACUUGUGCUUCAAGAAAAAAUUUCGCUCUGGAAAGCUGAUACAAACACUGACGUGACUUUUGCAGCUGCUAACAUGGAAAUUAAUUUCAGGGAGACGAAUCUGCUCCCUGGAAAUAACUGAACAGAACAACAUGGUGCCAACGAGUUGAUAUUUACACCCUUUGCUUAAUUCAAUCUGCAAAGAGAGAGGAUGUCAACAGGGUCAUCUGUUCAUAACAAAAAUCAGUUGGAGAUGUUUUUUUUUCUUCUCUGCUCUGCUUUCAAUAAGAACAACUGCAGACAUGCCUGACUCCCACACUGUAGCAGCUGUAGUUAUAUUCAGACUCUGACUUCAGCAGUGUGCUCUCCAAAUAUGUGUACUCGCCCU
Molecule: messenger RNA, 3333 nt
Organism: Lates calcarifer (barramundi perch)
Lineage: Eukaryota; Metazoa; Chordata; Actinopteri; Centropomidae
Product: O(6)-methylguanine-induced apoptosis 2
Exons: 10
Coding region: 368-1342 (324 amino acids)
Biological process (GO): epigenetic programing of male pronucleus
Cellular component (GO): female pronucleus; germinal vesicle; male pronucleus
Molecular function (GO): histone binding; chromatin binding
Source: RefSeq, a predicted model, not a curated record